GACGGCUGCUGGGCCGCGUGCGCUUCCUGGCAGAGGCCGCUCGGAGCCUCCGCGCUGGGCGGCCGCUGCCGGCGGCGCUGGCUUUCGUGCCACGAGAAGUGCUCUACAAGCUUUACAAGGACCCGGCCGGGCCGUCGCGCGUGCUGCUGCCAGUGUGGGAGGCAGAAGGCCUGGGGCUGCGCGUGGGUGCCGCGGGCCCUGCCCCCGGUACCGGCUCCGGGCCCCUGCGCGCCGCCCGGGACAGCAUCGAGCUGCGGCGCGGCGCCUCCGUGCGCACCACGGGCGAGGAGCUGUGCAACGGCCACGGGCUCUGGGUAAAGCUGACCAAGGAGCAGCUGGCGGAGCACCUGGGUGACUGCGGCCUGGACGAGGGUUGGCUGCUGGUGUGCCGGCCGGCGGAGGGCGGGGCCCGCCUGGUGCCCAUCGACACUCCGGACCACUUGCAGCGACAGCAGCAGCUCUUUGGCGUGGACUACCGGCCUGUGCUCAGAUGGGAACAGGUGGUGGAUCUGACAUACUCGCAUCGCCUAGGAGCUAGGCCUAAGCCCGCUGAGGCAUACACAGACGCUGUGCAAAGGCUACUCUAUGUGCCCCCAACUUGGACCUACGAGUGUGACGAGGACCUGAUCCACUUCUUGUAUGACCACCUGGGCAAGGAGGAUGAGAACCUGGGUAGCGUGAAGCAGUACGUGGAGAGCAUUGACGUUUCCUCCUACACGGAGGAAUUCAAUGUGUCUUGCCUGACUGACAGCAAUGCAGAUACCUACUGGGAGAGCGAUGGGUCCCAGUGCCAGCACUGGGUACGGCUUACAAUGAAGAAGGGUACCAUUGUCAAGAAGCUGCUGCUCACAGUGGACACCACAGAUGACAACUUUAUGCCUAAGCGGGUGGUGGUUUAUGGGGGCGAAGGUGACAACCUGAAGAAGCUGAGUGACGUGAGCAUUGACGAGACCCUGAUCGGGGAUGUCUGUGUCUUGGAGGACAUGACGGUCCACCUCCCAAUCAUCGAGAUCCGCAUCGUGGAGUGCCGAGAUGAUGGGAUUGAUGUUCGUCUUCGAGGAGUCAAGAUCAAGUCAUCUAGACAGCGGGAACUAGGAUUGAAUGCAGACCUCUUCCAGCCAGCCAGUCUGGUGCGAUAUCCACGUCUGGAAGGCACUGACCCUGAAGUACUGUAUCGCAGAGCUGUCCUCCUGCAAAGAUUCAUCAAGAUCCUCGACAGUGUCCUGCGUCACCUGGUACCUGCCUGGGACCACACACUGGGCACCUUCAGUGAGAUUAAGCAAGUGAAGCAAUUCCUACUGCUGUCACGCCAGCGGCCAAGCCUGGUGGCCCAGUGCCUGCGAGACUCGGAGAGCAGCAAGCCCAGCUUCAUGCCACGCCUGUAUAUCAACCGCCGCCUCGCCAUGGAACACCGUGCCUGCCCUUCUCGGGACCCUGCCUGCAAGAACGCCGUCUUCACCCAGGUUUAUGAAGGCCUCAAGCCCUCUGACAAGUAUGAAAAGCCCCUGGACUACAGGUGGCCCAUGCGCUAUGACCAGUGGUGGGAAUGUAAAUUCAUUGCAGAAGGCAUCAUUGACCAAGGGGGUGGUUUCCGAGAUAGCCUGGCAGAUAUGUCAGAAGAGCUGUGCCCCAGCUCGGCCGACACUCCUGUGCCUCUGCCCUUCUUUGUACGCACAGCCAACCAGGGCAAUGGCACUGGUGAGGCCCGAGACAUGUAUGUGCCCAACCCUUCCUGCCGAGACUUCGCCAAGUACGAGUGGAUCGGACAGCUGAUGGGGGCUGCCCUUCGGGGUAAGGAGUUCCUGGUCCUCGCGCUUCCCGGCUUCGUGUGGAAGCAGCUCUCUGGGGAGGAGGUGAGCUGGAGCAAGGACUUCCCUGCCGUGGAUUCUGUGCUGGUGAAGCUCCUGGAAGUGAUGGAAGGAAUGGACAAGGAGACAUUUGAGUUCAAGUUUGGGAAGGAGCUGACGUUCACCACUGUGCUCAGUGACCAGCAGGUGGUGGAGCUGAUUCCUGGGGGCACAGGCGUCGUGGUGGGAUAUGAGGACCGUUCUCGUUUCAUCCAGCUGGUACAGAAGGCGCGACUAGAGGAGAGCAGGGAGCAGGUGGCAGCCAUGCAGGCGGGUCUGCUGAAGGUCGUCCCACAAGCUGUGCUGGACUUGCUGACCUGGCAAGAGUUGGAAAAGAAGGUGUGUGGGGACCCAGAGGUCACUGUGGAUGCCCUGCGCAAGCUCACUCGGUUUGAGGACUUUGAGCCCUCUGACACAAGGGUGCAGUAUUUCUGGGAGGCACUGAACAAUUUCACCAAUGAGGACCGUAGCCGCUUCCUGCGUUUUGUCACAGGCCGUAGCCGCCUACCAGCGCGGAUCUACAUCUACCCAGACAAGCUGGGCUAUGAGACCACAGACGCGCUGCCUGAGUCUUCCACCUGCUCCAGCACUCUCUUCUUGCCGCACUAUGUCAGCGCCAAGGUAUGCGAGGAGAAACUCCGCUAUGCCGCCUACAACUGUGUGGCCAUCGACACUGACAUGAGCCCCUGGGAAGAGUGAGAUGCCCUGCACAGCCCACUGCCUUUGCCUGGGCGAAUACACCACACCUUCCCUGCCUGGCUCGGGCUUGUACUCUGACCAGAACUGAUAGGUCCAGGAAAUCUGCAGCACACCCUGCUCCUCUGUGUGGCUGGAGUCGGGGUGGUGAGUUGACACUGGGAUUCAGACCCACAGACCCACAAGCCCUCCUCAUGCUGGGACUUGCUUGCCAGGUGUUUAAUCUCUGCCAGAGAGAAUCUUCCACAAGCCCAGCACAAGCUGCCAGGCCUGAGCUACUUGAAGGGAGGUAUUCAGCUUCCCACUCCAUGGAAUUUGCUUCCUUUUUCUGUUCCACCUAUUUUUUCUGUUCUUUUUUUUGUUUGUUUCCUGGCCUCCACAAUGGCUUGAAAUUUUUUAAACUUUGAAAGAUGGUGUAUCCCCUCUCCCUAAGCAAGGAACCAGGGAUGGACAGAGAGUAGUGUUUAUCUACCUUGGUCACAUACCCCAAGAGUGAAGCCACAGUGAACUUCUGUUCCCUCAGAUACUGGUCUUUUCCUCCUUUCCCUCCAUACCAGAGGUGUGAGCUUUUUCUUUCCUCCAACCCAAUCUCAACUGAUAAAGUGCCACCACCAUCCCUGGCUCUGAACCUGCAUCCAUUCAACAUUACCUUGUUACUGCCACCCCGUACCUGUCACUUCUAUAUCACCUCCAGCCUGAUUCCCCAUCUGCUGUCUUACCCUCAAGAUCUGCACAGACUAGGAACAAUUAUGUCCCCUUCAGUGGCUUCCCUUUCCCUACUCUAAAAUAAAACCUAGACUUUAAAUUUGCUUCCAGGGCUAUGCACACCCCCACCCCAGCCCUUCUUCCCUCAGGGGCCUCCGUAGCACUCCUUUAGAAGAUGUCAUACAGGGAAAAUUGAAUAAAUGGAUACAUUCAUUCCUUCA
Messenger RNA from Chinchilla lanigera (long-tailed chinchilla), 3469 nucleotides. It is a transcript of the gene Hectd3, whose product is annotated as HECT domain containing E3 ubiquitin protein ligase 3. NCBI's taxonomy places the organism in Eukaryota, Metazoa, Chordata, Mammalia, Rodentia, Chinchillidae. Gene Ontology annotation, molecular function: ubiquitin-protein transferase activity. The record is from RefSeq and is a predicted model, not a curated record.